Messenger RNA from Nymphaea colorata (pocket water lily), 2658 nucleotides. RefSeq lists its product as uncharacterized. Gene Ontology annotation, cellular component: nuclear replication fork. Gene Ontology annotation, biological process: DNA repair; replication fork processing. The transcript is spliced from 26 exons. NCBI's taxonomy places the organism in Eukaryota, Viridiplantae, Streptophyta, Magnoliopsida, Nymphaeales, Nymphaeaceae. The coding region runs from base 29 to 2518 and encodes 829 amino acids. The record is from RefSeq and is a predicted model, not a curated record. Gene Ontology annotation, molecular function: ATP-dependent chromatin remodeler activity; ATP binding.
UUGGUGCGGACGGACGCUUUCGUUACGUAUGUAUGGUAGAGGAGGGAAGGGACGAUAUAGCAAAACGAAAAGGUGUGCCUCCCGCCCAAAAGCCGAAGGGCGGGGCUUCAAAGAGUGGGUGAAUAGACGAGUGAGCAGAGAGUGGCUGGGGAGAGAGAGGGCGAUGGAGAACGAUGAUGACUGGUGGCUUAACGCCGAGGACCUGGAGUCCUUGGAGAGGGACGCCCUCAAGAAGGUCGCAGAGAGGCAGGCCUCCUCCUCUGCCACUUCAUCCGCUUCUCCCGCCGCGUCGCCGGUCAAAAAUCCAUCCCAUUUAAGUUCCCCUUCCAAAAGGCUUUCCGUCAAGAUCUUUUGGCAUUCCCCUGGGAAGAUCGCCGUAGAAUCCCCCUACCAUACUCAACUGCUAGCUGCUUUGAAGUCUGUUGGUGGUGGUGAAUGGGAUAGAAAUAAAAGGAUCUGGAUCUACCCUGAGUCCAAGUUAUGGAACGUAGAAGCUGCUCUUGAUUCACUUGGGAAUCUUUUAUCCAGUGUUGAAGUUUUGCCCCCACUUAAGCGACAUAAAGAAUACACAGAAGGCCAUUGCAGAGUAGGCUCUCCAGUAAAACUGAAUUCACAGCACUGUUUUGAUGGUGAAAGGAACAAUAAUGUGGAAGAUCAUAAGAUAAAUGAUGUGCCCAAGCUACAUCUCAGGCUUUUCCUUCAUUCUAGUGGAAAUAUUGCUGCUAAGUUUGAUUAUCAUCAGUUGCUAGUAGGCGCAAUGCAUAUGAUCCCAAAAGCUAGUUGGCAUGCAAAAGAAAGAUUGUGGAUGUUCCCAGUUUCUUCUCUGUCUUCUGCAGAAAACAUUUUCAGCCAAAUCCAUGAUGCUAGUGUUGAGAAGCUAGAUCCUCUGGUACAACGUGCUCUAGAUGUUGCUUCAACUGUUCCAAAUCUAGAAUAUUUAUAUGAUACUAUGCCUGAAUAUAUUGAAUCAAGACUCCUGCCUUUUCAGCGUGAAGGUGUCAGGUUCAUUUUACAACAUGCUGGACGGGCUCUCCUUGCUGACGAGAUGGGACUUGGCAAGACUUUACAGGCAAUUGCGGUGGCUUCUUGUGUUCAAGAUUCCUGGCCUGUUCUUGUGCUUACUCCCUCAUCAUUGCGGUUACAUUGGGCCACUAUGAUCCAGCAGUGGCUAUGCAUCCCCUCAAGUGACAUAGUGGUUGUUUUAUCACAAAUGGGUGGAUCCAACAGAGGCGGCUUUAAAAUUGUACAGUCAAGUAAUAUGAGAAAUAUCUUUUUGGACGGUGUAUUCAAUAUUGUGUCUUAUGAUAUUGUUCCAAAGUUGCAGAACAUUCUUUUGCAAAAUGAAUAUAAGGUUGUGAUUGCAGAUGAGUCUCAUUUUCUCAAGAAUGCUCAAGCAAAACGAACAAACGCUUCUCUUCCUGUCCUGCAGAAAGCUCAAUUUACCAUCUUGCUGACUGGAACCCCAGCAUUGUCACGACCAAUUGAGCUCUUCAAGCAGUUACAGGCAUUGUAUCCUGAUGUAUACAAAAGUGUUCAUGAAUAUGGAAACAGAUACUGCAAGGGUGGUACAUUUGGAAUGUACCAAGGUGCAAGCAAUCACGAUGAGCUUCAUAAUUUGAUGAAGGCAACUGUGAUGAUAAGAAGACUUAAGAAAGAUGUUUUAUCCGAGCUACCUGUAAAACGACGACAACAGGUUUUCUUAGAGUUGAAUGAGAAAGAGAUGAAGCAAAUUCGUGUCCUAUUCCAGGAGUUAGAGAUAAUAAAGAAACAAAUUAACAACUGUGCUUCCGAGGAGGAUGCCCAAUCUCUCAAAUAUUCUCAAAAGCAGCUUAUUAACAAGAUUUAUACUGAUUCUGCUGAAGCCAAAAUUCCUGCAGUUAUAGAUUACUUGGGAACUGUUAUUGAGGCUGGAUGCAAGUUCCUGAUAUUUGCCCAUCAUCGGCCGAUGAUCAACUCAAUCCAUGAAUUUCUCCUGAAAAAGAAGGUUGGAUGCAUCCGAAUUGAUGGGGAAACUCCUCCAUCAUCAAGACAAUCUCUAGCUGUUGAUUUUCAGGAAAGAGAUGAUAUCAGGGCAGCUGUGCUGUCAAUCAAAACGGGUGGAGUUGGAUUGACAUUGACAGCUGCAAGCACAGUUAUUUUUGCUGAGCUAUCCUGGACUCCAGGUGAUAUCAUUCAGGCGGAAGACCGUGCUCAUCGAAUUGGUCAAGUUUCAUCUGUUAACGUCUACUAUCUAUUGGCCAAUGACACAGUAGAUGAUAUAAUAUGGGAUGUCAUCCAAAGCAAGUUGGAAAAUCUUGGACAGGUGCUUGAUGGCCGUGAUAACUCUUUGGAGAUAUUGGGUAGUCAGCCCAAAUGCAGUCCCAUGAAGCAGGCAAGUCUAAAAGUCUCGUCUAGCCAGCCAAAGUGCAGCCCCAGCAAGCAGCUAAGCCUAGAGUUGUUCUUGAAGCGCUGUCAGCCUCCUGAUCGCAGUCAUGGUGGUGAUUCUAAUCCUCCUACAUCGAAGAAGCCUAGGACAUGAGUUUGCAUCAGUUGGUGCUGUAUUUUUUCGAGCAUAUGCUUGUAUUAUGUACUGUAUGUAUAUAUCUAGGUCAAGUAUGUAUAUUUAUGUAUAUCUAUUGGUUGCUUUUGUGAGAAAGGCCUCUCAGCAAUUAUACGUCA